Molecule: messenger RNA, 3096 nt
Organism: Magallana angulata
Lineage: Eukaryota; Metazoa; Mollusca; Bivalvia; Ostreida; Ostreidae
Product: methylmalonyl-CoA mutase, mitochondrial-like
Exons: 19
Coding region: 85-2334 (749 amino acids)
Cellular component (GO): mitochondrion
Molecular function (GO): methylmalonyl-CoA mutase activity; metal ion binding; cobalamin binding
Source: RefSeq, a predicted model, not a curated record
UUAUGCAACCUUGAACUCGAGGAGAAAAAAAGCAACCGUCCACUACCAGCUGAGCAAGUUCGCUUGCAUAAAAGAACUGAGGAUAUGUUGCGAUUAGAGAAGGCAGCGCAGUUGAUGCGCCAAAAUUUCCACAAGGUUAUUACACCUGUUUCUAGUCGUUCUGCUCACACAAAGGAACCUUUGGACCCUCAAUGGAAAGAUGCCGCUUCUAAAGAACUGAAGGGGAAAAAAGAUGUUGACUCUCUGGUCUGGAAAACUCCUGAGGGUAUUGAAAUCAAACCAGUAUACACUAAAACAGAUGUUAAGGAGGUUCAAAAUGAGAUACCAGGGCAGUUUCCUUACACCAGGGGUCCAUAUACCACAAUGUAUACCAACAGACCCUGGACAAUUAGACAGUAUGCCGGGUUCAGCACAGUAGAGGAAAGCAACAAGUUCUACCGAGACAACAUAGCAGCUGGACAGCAGGGGCUGAGUGUGGCCUUUGACCUCCCGACCCAUAGAGGCUAUGACUCAGACAAUGAGCGUGUAGUGGGGGACGUCGGAAUGGCAGGGGUGGCUAUUGAUUCUGUGGAGGACAUGAAGCUAUUGUUCGACGGGAUUCCCCUGAAGAAAAUCUCGACCUCCAUGACAAUGAAUGGGGCGGUACUGCCUGUAAUGGCCAUGUACGUCGUAGCAGCCGAGGAACAGGGAGCUAAGCAGGAGGAGUUAGCCGGUACGAUUCAAAAUGACAUCCUGAAGGAGUUCAUGGUCCGAAACACGUACAUCUUUCCCCCCGAGCCCUCCAUGAAGAUCAUUGGCGACAUCUUUGAAUAUACGUCUAAGUACAUGCCAAAAUUCAACUCCAUCUCUAUCUCUGGGUACCACAUGCAGGAGGCGGGGGCGGACGCUGUCCUAGAGAUGGCCUUCACCUUGGCUGAUGGACUUCAGUAUAUCAGAACAGGAAUAGAGAGAGGGCUAGAUGUGGACAAGUUUGCUCCUCGUCUUUCAUUUUUCUGGGGAAUCGGAAUGAACUUCUACAUGGAAAUAGCCAAAAUGAGAGCAGCUCGCAGAUUAUGGGCUACACUGGUUAAGGAGAAGUUCAGUCCCAAGAAUCCGAAAUCUCUGCUGCUCCGAGCCCACAGUCAGACAUCAGGCUGGUCUCUAACAGAACAGGAUGCUUACAACAACAUCAUCCGGACCGUGAUAGAGGCCAUGGGGGCGGUGUUUGGGGGGACACAGUCCCUACACACCAACUCCUUCGAUGAGGCCCUUGGUCUCCCGACUCCAUUCAGUGCCCGGAUUGCCAGGAACACCCAGAUCAUUCUACAGGAAGAGUCUGGGAUCCCUAAGGUGGCAGACCCAUGGGGAGGAUCCUACAUGAUGGAGAGUUUGACCAACGAUAUUUAUGACGAGGCUCUGAAACUUAUCAAUGAGGUAGAAGAGAUGGGAGGUAUGGCGAAAGCUGUAUCCUCGGGGAUGCCCAAACUGAGGAUCGAGGAGUGUGCAGCCAAGAGACAGGCCAGGAUUGACAGUGGCGCAGAGGUGAUAGUUGGUGUGAACAAGUACAAACCCACGGAAGAACAGCAGGUGGAUGUGUUGUGUAUCGACAACAAGCAUGUGAGGGAGGAGCAGAUCGCGCGGCUGAAAAAAACACGACAGAAUCGUGACAAGGGAAAGGCACAAGAGGCAUUGGAAGCCAUCACUAAGGCUUGUUCCAGUAACCAAGGUAACCUUCUCCAGCUGUCUAUUGAUGCCGCGCGGGCUCGGUGCACCGUUGGAGAGAUCACAGAUGCCAUGGAAAAGGUGUUUGGCAGACAUGUGGCCAGUAAUCGCCUGGUCAGUGGAGCGUACAAGAAUGAAUUUGGUGAAGUGGACGAAAUCAGUCGGGCGACACAGAGAGUGCAGCAAUUUGCUGACACAGAGGGGCGUCGCCCACGUAUCCUUGUAGCCAAAGUAGGUCAAGAUGGCCACGAUAGAGGGGGAAAGGUCAUCGCCACAGGCUUUGCUGAUCUAGGAUUUGAUGUGGAUAUUGGUCCAUUGUUUGCAACUCCUCGAGAAGCAGCUCAGCAGGCGGUUGAUGCAGACGUCCAUGUUCUGGGGGUCAGCACUCUGGCUGCCGGACACAAGACUCUGAUUCCAGACAUGAUCCAGGAACUCAAGAACAUGGGCAGACCUGAUAUUCUGGUGGUAGCGGGGGGAGUGAUACCACCCCAGGAUUACGACUUCCUGUACAAAGCUGGGGUCUCUGCUGUGUUUGGUCCAGGCACCAGAAUCCCAGAUGCAGCCAUUAAGGUCAUAGACAUGCUGGAGAAGAACAGUAGCGACAACACAAAAGCAAAGUCUGCCACUGGCUGAAAAUCGUGUGAACUGUGUGAUGAAAAAAACUUUAAGGAAAAAAUGCUUGGAGUCAGCCAUUUGUUGACUUUUCACUCCUAUUUCGUAUCGGGCUUUGUUUCUAUUUUUCGUACUCAACAAAAGUGGUGUCACUAAGUGGCUUGCAAGCACCUGAUGUACUACAUCUGUGUCAACAUUUGACAUACAUUUUGAAAUUAAGGUAAUUGUCAUAAACAUCUGUUAUUUAUACAAAGGGGGUGUUUGGACUUAGUUUAUUUCUUUGUUAUGUUAUGUAGUACGUUCAUAUUUGAUGUGUGAUGUACGUGUCAGUUUGUUGCAUAAUUUUUUUUAUUUAACAUUAUAUUGAAAAAACACAAUAUUCAGUAUAUUUAAAAGCUCUUCCUGAUAGCAAAUUUAAAAUGGUUUGUUUUUAUGAAUUCAAAAUAUCAUUAUGGAAUAGUGCUAUUUUUUUUUAAAGAUAUAUAUUAACUUAAAAAUGGAGAUAUGUCAUGUAAAAUGAUUGACAUGUAAAAUGUUUGAAUCAUGGUGUUAUUAUAUUGUAACCUGCAAUUGUUAGCAGAGUUACCAUGCAUUUUUAUUUUGUUUUAGAUUAGACUAAGUCUUGUGUCAGUAUACAUGUAAACUGUAUAUUAAUUGUACAAUAUACCAUAAGUUGUUUUUGAAUUUCCAUGAAUUGUGACGUGAUGUUCAUCCCUGUUGCUUUUAAACAAAUUAAACAAUCUCCACAUUAUUAUUUACAAUUGGAGAUACAAAUACUUCUUA